CAGGGAAGGAAGUGGCCUGGUGUGGACCCAGGUGGCGGGUGGGUGGGGGUCCUCCCCUCGUUCGCUGUUGCACCCUCCCAGUCUCCUGCUGGGCUCCAGUCCCAAGUCAGCAAGUCCAGUCCCCUGCCUCUGACCAGCGCCCCACCCCCCACCCUCUUGCCCGAUGGCCCCGGCCCCCACCGGCGUGCGUGCGGGUGAGUGGAUGCGAAGGUUCCCGACUCCCUCUCAGCGGCGCUGGCGACUGCCCUGCUGCCUGCCGACUGUGUGCCGGGUUCCCCCUAUCCUGGGGCUCCCCUUCUGCCUGGGCGGCCUCCUACCCAGCCUUUGCACAUUGCCCCCCAGCCGCGGGCCUGGCCUGGGAGGAAACAUCUGUCGCGCCCCCUGGCAGCACAAGUGGGGUCAUGACCUCCAGAUGUGCUGGGAAGCGUCCAGCGCCUCCUCCUGGGGCAGCCAGGCCUUCCGGAUCUGUGGGAGCCGGCCGGCCCCCUCCUCCCAGUGACACAGGCCGCGAGGAAUGUCCCGGCCUCAAUGGACCCUGUGUGAAGCUGCCGGGUGGGGGGCAGAGCCCAAGAACACCCCCUAAGGCAGGGCCAGAGCUUGGCACUGUGCCAGAACAAGAGGCAGCCCACAGGCCAUGCCCGCACAGCUACACAGAGCUCAGCCCACCCGGAGUGGGGCCCUGCCCAGACCCCCCUCGCACAGGUCCUCUCUCGCCCCCAUCACACACACUUCACCCACACCACAGUCCAGGCCCAGGAGCUGGGCACUUGGAGCCAGGGCCUGCCUCUGCCACCUCACACUAACACAUGGCCAGCUGCACUCGAUUCACCUUCCUUUCAGUCUCCCAGCAGUGCCGGGGGGCAGCAGGAAUGGUUAACCCCGUUUUAGAGAUGAGAGAACAGAACUUCAGGGUCAGCGUCAGGACCUUGUCCAGGAGAAACCAAGGGAGGAGACACUCAGCUUCGGAGGCUUUGCCCCUGCUUGGUUCUGGAGCUUUAGCCGAGGGAUGCCUGGGGCCUCUGCCUCCACCCCCUCCUAGCCCAGCCCCACACAGUCACUGGGUGAUGUACAAAGACCCGCCAGCAGGUGCCUGCACCCCUAGUGGGUUACCCACACAUCCCCUGCCCCAGCGCCAUCCUGGGUUCACCUGGGGGUGGCUUUCCCUCACGUUCUCACACCGCCCUUUGCACCUACCACUGGGCUUGACACAUUUCCGCACUUCACAGGUCCCUGGGGCCUUGGGUGUCUCAUUCUUACAUCCUGUGAGACCUUGAGCCUUGGCCCAACCCCCCCACCUGCCCCCCACCCACACAUACAGGGAUAGGAGUGGGGAGGUACAGCCCUGUUUAGGCCCUGGAAAUUGACAGACCCAGGUUCAAAUUCUGGCUCUGAUGUGAAAUCGUUUCAGGCAAGAGCAUCAUCCCCUUAUCUGGACCUCAGCUGGACCAUCAUGUGGGGUUCAGACUUCCCUGUUGGCCUCAGUGAGGCCAGGGAGACAGACGUCCCCAUGAGUCCCAGUUCCAGCGAAGGGGCCUGGUCAGGGUGACUCCAUCCCCUGGCCGCCGGCAUGGCCACAGUAGCCUGCAGGAGGAUGAGCCCUGAAGGCCUGACCUUCAGGUUAGGGUGACUUGGGUCCCAUGACUGAGCUACGGUGACCCCAGAACCUUCUUUAGGAUGUGGGGCCGGACAGGGGGCUGCGCCCAGAGUUGGGGCCACUUCCUGUGCCGAAGGAAGUCCUCUUGCCAUUCCUGCUGCCCUGCCAGUGUCCCCUAGGAAUCCCUGUGUCCUUGAGGUAUUGAGGCCCCAGGAGCCAGGGCACUGAAACCCAGCCUCUGGGUGCUCAGCGCCUCUGGGAUCCUGGAGGAAGUGGGAGGAGCAGGGAGGAAGGUCUCUGGGGACAGGACGUCCUCCCUUUGUCAAGCGGGCAGGACCCAGACACCAGCGGCCCCAUGGGUUUCCCGUCCCAGCAGAGACAGAUCAUCUGUCCGGUUGGGCCAGGUCUUGGUGGCGACCCUCGCUCUGGGCUCAGACCAAAGCCAAGGGCAGGAACCGGCCUGCCGGCUGGGCACCAACCCCUCCCGUGCCUGCCAAUGCGGCCCGGCACCCGGAGAGCCAGGUCCCAGGCACGCCCAUGUGGGCCGGCGGAGGUGGCGUGGGGAGCCCUCGGCGGGGCCUGGCGCCCGCGCCCACCGACGACCUCUUCGCCCGCAAGCUGCGCCAGCCCUCGCGGCCCCCGCUGACGCCGCUAACCUUCGAGCCCAGGCCGGCCCGGGGCCCGCUCCUGCGCAGCGGCAGCGAUGCGGGCGAGGCCCGGCCCCCGACGCCCGCCAGCCCCCGAGCCCGCGCCCACAGCCAUGAGGAGGCCAGCCGCCCCGCCGCGCCCCCGGCCCGGUGCUUCAGCGACCCGCUGGCACUGCUGGGGCUGCCGGCCGAAGAGCCGGAGCCCACCUUCCCACCGGCGCCCGAGCCCCACUGGUUCGCCCACUAUGACGUGCAGAGCCUGCUCUUUGACUGGGCCCCGAGGCCACGAGGGCAAGGGGGCCACGCAGAGGCCGGCUCCGGGACCCCGGCUUCGGCUCAGGACCAGACUGCCGGCUCAGACCUGCUGCUUGAUGCGCCCGGCUUUGUGAGUGAGCUCGGGGGUGAGGGCGAGCUGGGCCUGGGGGGACCGGUGUCGCCACCCGUGCCCCCCGCGCUGCCCAACGCGGCCGUGUCCGUCCUGGAGGAGCCACAGAGCCGGACCUCGGCCUACAGCCUGGAGCAUGCAGACCUGGGUGCCGGCUACUACCGCAAGUACUUCUACGGCAAAGAACACCAGAACUUCUUCGGGCUGGACGAGGCGCUGGGCCCGGUGGCAGUGAGCCUGCGGCGGGAGGAGAAGGAGAGCAGCGGAGGGGGCACUCUGCACAGCUACCGCAUCAUCGUGCGCACCACGCAGCUCCGGACCCUCCGAGGCACCAUCUCAGAGGACGCGCUACCACCAGGGCCCCCGAGAGGCCUGUCCCCAAGGAAGCUUCUAGAGCACGUGGCACCUCGGCUGAACCUGACCUGCCUGCGCCUGGGCUCAGCUUCACCAAAGGUGCCCCGUACGCUGCUCACACUGGAUGAGCAAGUGCUCAGCUUCCAGCGCAAGGUGGGCGUGCUGUACUGCCGGGCGGGCCAGGGCUCGGAGGAGGAGAUGUACAACAACCAGGAGGCAGGACCCGCCUUCACGCAGUUCCUCAAGCUGCUGGGCAAAGUGGUGCGGCUCAAAGGCUUUGAGAGCUACCGGGCCCAGCUGGACACCAAAACGGAUUCCACGGGCACCCACUCGCUCUACACCACGUACCAGGACCACGAGAUCAUGUUCCACGUGUCCACGAUGCUGCCUUACACCCCCAAUAACCAGCAGCAGCUCCUGCGGAAGCGCCACAUCGGCAACGACAUCGUGACCAUCGUGUUCCAGGAACCGGGCAGCAAGCCCUUCUGCCCCACCACCAUUCGCUCGCACUUCCAGCACGUGUUCCUAGUGGUGCGCGCCCACGCGCCCUGCACUCCGCACACCUCCUACAGGGUGGCGGUGAGCCGCACCCAGGACACCCCGGCCUUUGGGCCGGCUCUGCCCCCCGGCGGAGGUCCCUUCCCGGCCAACGCCGACUUCCGGGCCCUCCUGCUGGCCAAGGCGCUCAAUGGCGAGCAGGCCGCGGGCCACGCACGCCAGUUCCACGCCAUGGCCACGCGCACGCGCCAGCAGUACCUGCAGGACCUGGCUGCCAACGAAGUGACCACCACGUCGCUGGACUCCGCUUCGCGCUUCGGCCUGCCCUCCCUGGGCGGGAGGCGGCGGGCGCCCCCCCGCGGCCCGGGCGCCGAGCUGCAGGCGGCGGGCGCGCUGGUGUGGGGCGUGCGCGCGGCGCCUGGGGCGCGGGGCGCGGCCGGAGCCGAGGUGGGCGGCCUCGAUGGCUCCGAGGUGCCCUGCCUGUUGGGCAUCUCGGCCGAGACGCUGGUGCUGGUGGCGCCGCGCGACGGUCGCGUAGUCUUCAACUGUGCCUGUCGUGACGUGCUGGCCUGGACCUUCUCCGAGCAGCAGCUCGACCUGUACCACGGCCGCGGGGAGGCGAUCACGUUGCGGCUCGACGGGCCCCCGGGUCAAGCCGUAGGCGAAGUGGUGGCGCGCCUGCAGCUGGUGAGCCGCGGCUGCGAGACCCGCGAGCUGGCGCUGCCCCGCGACGGCCAAGGCCGCCUGGGCUUCGAGGUGGACGCCGAGGGCUUCGUCACGCACGUGGAGCGCUUCACGUUCGCGGAGACCACAGGGCUGCGGCCGGGGGCGCGCCUACUGCGUGUUUGCGGCCAGACGCUGCCCAGUCUCGGCCCGGAGGCCGCGGCCCAGCUGCUGCGCUCGGCGCCCAAGGUCUGCGUCACCGUCCUGCCCCCCGACGAGAGCGGCCGGCCCCGCAGGAGCUUUUCGGAGCUGUACGCGCUGUCUCUGCAGGAGCCCAGCCGGCGGGGGGCCGCCGAGCCUGUGCAGGAGGAAGCCCCAGCCGUGGCCCUGCUGCCCCCCACGCAGCAGCUGCUGCAAGCUUGUCUGAAUGAUGGCAGUGGUCCUCCAGGGCCCGCAGACCUGGCCGAGGAGAGGACCGAGUUCCUGCACAGCCAGAACCCGCCAUCGCCCUGCAGCUCCCUGUCAGAUGAGGCCCCCGUCCUGCCCAACACCACCCCGGACCUCCUCCUUGCCACGACGGCCAAGCCGGCAGCACCCAGUGCUGGCAGGGAGACACCCCCCACCCAGGACCAGCCGGGCAGCCCCAGUGGCUGUGAGGACAGGGACAGCCCAGUCCCAGAGCUGAGGGCCUCCUUCCUGCCACGGACCUUGUCUCUGAGGAACUCUAUCAGCAAAAUCAUGUCGGAGGCGGGCAGCGAGACCCUGGAAGACGAGUGGCAGUCCAUCUCAGAGAUCGCCUCCACUUGCAACACCAUCCUGGAGUCGCUGUCCCGGGAGGAUGGUCCCUCUGUCCCCACAGGACAGCCCAUCCCAGAGAGCGGAGAUGCCAAGGGAACGCCCAAGUCUGAUGCCGAGUCAGAACCCGGGAACCUGUCCGAGAAGGUCUCUCACCUGGAGUCCCUGCUCCGGAAGCUGCAGGAAGACCUGCAGAAGGAGAAGGCAGACAGGGCAGCCCUGGAGGAGGAGGUGCGGAGCCUGCGGCACAACAACCGGCGGCUCCAGGCCGAAUCAGAGAGCGCAGCCGCCCGCCUGCUCCUGGCCUCCAAGCAGCUGGGCUCCCCCACCACCGACCUGGCCUGAGCUGUCAGGUCCAGCCUCAGCCCGGCUAUGGAUCUGCCCCAACCGCCCAGGUCCCUCAGGGCACCCGGGUCACAGCGGCCCUGGGCCCUCCUCAGGAACUCUCCUGCGCAAGGCGCAUCUUAGCACUGCCCCCACCCCCCACCCAUUAUCUGGGGGUGAAGUCGCCCCAACCCCAUCCCUGUUUGUAAAUAUUCUGUGGAGAAAAAGAGACUUCAGGGAAUAAAGAAGCCACUGUUA
Molecule: messenger RNA, 5518 nt
Organism: Phacochoerus africanus (Common warthog)
Lineage: Eukaryota; Metazoa; Chordata; Mammalia; Artiodactyla; Suidae
Gene: SIPA1
Product: signal-induced proliferation-associated 1
Exons: 16
Coding region: 2132-5281 (1049 amino acids)
Biological process (GO): regulation of small GTPase mediated signal transduction; epithelial cell morphogenesis; activation of GTPase activity
Cellular component (GO): Golgi apparatus; plasma membrane; cytoplasm
Molecular function (GO): GTPase activator activity; protein binding
Source: RefSeq, a predicted model, not a curated record